AUGUCGCAAUUAGUAAGUUCACCAACACCUACUGCUUCAGCUUCACUUGAACUUAUGCGGCCAACAACCAGUAGUUUGAUUUCACCCGAGAACCUCCUCUUAAAACAAAAAAAAGUUUUUGAAAAAUUUGCUUCAGUAGAAAUAGACGGUCAAAAAUAUAUGAAUCAGGAUGAUUUUGUUUCGGCUGUAGCGCCGGGUGAAGAUUAUAAAAAAAUUCGAAAGGAACAAUUCGGAAUAUUAUUUAGAAUAGCUGACAAUGGUAAAAAAGGAUUAAUAUCUUUUCAAGAUUUUGUAAUUUUUGAAAAUUUACUUUCGAAACCGGAUGUCGAAUAUGAUAUCGCUUUUAGAUUAUUUGAUGUUGAAGGCAAAGGAAAAAUUACUAUUGAACGGUUCAAAGAUAUUUUGUCUUCGAAUGUCACCCCAGAUAGUAUACCCUUUGAUUUUGAUUGUGAUUGGUUAAAAUUAUACGUUGGUAGAGCACCAGAGAAAAAACAUGAAUUAGCUUAUGAAGAGUUUACGCAAUUAUUAAAAGGAUUGCAAUCAGAACGACUUAGGCAAGAAUUUAAAUUUUAUGAUAAAGAAGGUAUCGGAUAUAUCACACCUGAUAAUUUUAAAAAAAUAAUUCUUUCUAUAGCGAGGCAUAAAAUUUCCGAUUAUGUUAUUGAGAACCUACCUACGUUAUGCAAUCUUUAUGCUGGCAACAAGAUCAGUUAUGCAAGUGUCGUGGCUUUUCAUAAUGUCGUGCGACAGAUGGACAUGGUGGAAAGAAUUGUUCAUAAAGCUAUUUCUGAAAGCAGUGAUGGAAAAAUUACCAAAAAUGAUUUUCUUAACACUGCUUCGAGAGAAACAAGGUUUUCACUGUUCACUCCAUUAGAAGCCGAUAUUAUAUUUCAUUUUGCUAGUCUAGGAAAUCCAUCAGGAAGGUUGUCAAGGCGCGACUUUGCUCAACUUUUGGAUUCUAAGUGGGAACGACGAACGGAGAUCAAACCAACUAUUAAGACACAAACAAAGGAACAUACUGGGGUUUUAUGGGCGGUAUUACAUCAAAUUUACACUUUUUUCUUAGGAUCAAUAGCUGGUGCUGUGGGUGCAACUGUUGUGUAUCCUAUCGACCUCGUCAAGACCCGAAUGCAAAAUCAACGGUCUAAGGUUGUAGGAGAAUUACUAUACAGAAAUAGCAUAGAUUGUUUUCGAAAGGUAGUACAAAAUGAAGGUUUACUAGGUCUUUACAGCGGACUCGGCCCUCAGUUGGUGGGUGUAGCACCGGAAAAAGCUAUAAAGUUGACUGUAAACGAUUUCGCCCGUGCCCAACUUAAAAACAAAGACACUGGUGCUAUUCCAAUCUAUUAUGAAAUUCUUUCGGGUGGUCUAGCCGGAGGCUGUCAAGUUAUAUUUACCAAUCCAUUAGAAAUUGUAAAAAUUCGUCUUCAAAUUCAGGGAGAAGUUGCAAAAAAUGUAGACAUACCACGUAAAUCUGCAAUUAAUAUCAUAAAAGAUCUUGGUCUAUUUGGCCUUUAUAGGGGCGCAAGUGCAUGCUUGCUUCGUGACAUUCCCUUUUCCGGAAUAUAUUUCACAACAUACGCCCAUAUAAAAAAGGACAUAUUCGGCGAAGAACCGAACAAAAAAUGUAGUAUAGGUGAACUCUUGAUUGCUGGUGCUGCAGCAGGCAUGCCAGCAGCAUACUUAACAACUCCAGCAGACGUAAUCAAAACUCGUCUACAAGUUGAAGUUCGUAAAGGUGAAACAAGUUAUAGCGGUAUAUUUGAUGCUUGUCGAAAAAUCUUUCGUGAGGAGGGUCUUAUAGCAUUUUUCAAAGGUGGCCCAGCACGUGUAUUCAGAUCCUCUCCACAAUUUGGCACAACAUUAAUGGUUUAUGAACUAUUACAAAGAUGGUUCCCAUGGUCAAGCUCCGAAGAAAAAGUGGGAAAAGUUAUUUCAGCUGUUACUGAUUCUGGUGACCUUGGAUAUUUGAAAAGUAGAAAUGCAUUAAAGAUUUUAUUGGAUUUGGAUUAUAAAUUUGGAGUAGUGCCAAAAAAUAUCUCUACACCAACUUAA
Molecule: messenger RNA, 2055 nt
Organism: Cetraspora pellucida
Lineage: Eukaryota; Fungi; Glomeromycota; Glomeromycetes; Diversisporales; Gigasporaceae
Source: the annotation of a GenBank genome assembly